AGAUCAGCCGUGGGAUUAAAGAAUAACAUGUGCAUGGCACUUGCCAUUAACAAAUAUCGGGUACAGAUCAAGAGGAACGACUUGCAGGUUGCAUCUUGCAAGUCAACCGUCCAUCUCCCUAUAAAAGGCGGCACGGCGAUGCCUCCGAGCCAUCGCCCGGAGGUGAUCGGACUGUACGUCUCUCUGCUCUAGAGAGCGGCUGUGGCCUCGGCCGGUUUCCCUUCUCGAUCCCCGACUGUCUAUCUCUAUUUUACAUCUUGGUUUCUUUUCUUUCUGUUAGAUCCCUUGAUCAUCUUCUUCAUUUCCUCCGUUGAACAUCCUUGCACGAUCAAUCUUUUUAUGAUCAACUUGCUGGAAAACUUCUGCAUGUUGUUUUAGUAGAAUUUCCUUCUUGCCUAAUAUUGUUUGGCCGUGCGUACUCUCUCUCUCUCUCCUAGAUUGGAUAUGGAUGAUGUUCUCGUCCACCGAUCAGCAGGCGGCCACAACUUCCGCCGGAGGUCUGCCGGCGGAGGCGGCCGGAGGGUCGCCCCCAUGAGCUUGCCACCGUUGCCUCCGAGCGCCUACGGUUUCUUCCCUUAUUCCUCGGCUCCUCCGGGUCCAUUUCUAUACCCGCCGUAUAACUUCUACUCGUGUGGCUCUCUCCCUCCCCUGCCGUUCAACCACCCCGGUCUCCCACCCCGCCCUCCGGCCACCAGGGCCAAACACGCCACGUUCCCAUACCAGCCGUCGACUCUGCCGCCUCGUCCGGCCGCCGUCACCAAGGUCAAACAGACAACGGCGACCGGGAUGACGGUGUCGGCGCCGAGGAAGAUGCUGGAGGGCAAGAGCAAGAAGCCGAGGACACCGAGGUCCGCAGAGGAGCCUCCAAGGGCGCAGCGGAGGAAGCCGCUGCAGAGGGCGGCGCCGCUGCCGGCGACGUCGGCGGUCACGGAGGCGCUGGACGACCUGGAGCGCGAGGUGACACGGGGCUUCGUGGAGGACCUGCUGCACGCGCUCGCACCGCCGCCCAGCAGCCUGCCCCUGCCCACCUUCUCCCUCGUCAGGGCGGCCGCCACCAAGGUCCCGGCGCCAUGCACGGUGUAGCUGGUCCUGGACACCUUCAUCGACGUCGAGUCGACAACUGCCUCUGCCGGGUUCAUUUUUAUUUUAUUUUAUUUUAUGUUCCUUUCUCCAAGUUUUUUUCUUUGGAUGGAAGAAACGCCGCCAUAAAAGGGAUCGAUCUAGUUUUAAUUUUCGUUCCUUUUUUUUUCAUUUUCUCCUGGGAGUUGUGAGGUCAAUGUAAACCUGGGCAAAAGUCUAGGUUUGCAUAGUAUUGGUAGUUGAAUUCUUGAUGUAUGAGGCAUGCUUUUAAUUGCCAUGAUAUAUGAAGAUCAACAUGUUCUUUUCUUUAA
Messenger RNA from Triticum aestivum (bread wheat), 1391 nucleotides. RefSeq lists its product as uncharacterized. Lineage: Eukaryota; Viridiplantae; Streptophyta; Magnoliopsida; Poales; Poaceae. The record is from RefSeq and is a predicted model, not a curated record. The transcript has a single exon. The coding region runs from base 445 to 1083 and encodes 212 amino acids.